AUGGUAGAGCCUAUAGAAGAGUUUGAUGUGGAUACCAUUAUUGAUAAGCUGCUGACUGUUCGAACCUCUAGGCCUGGGAGGAUGGUCAAUUUACUUUCAACUGAAAUUGAUUACCUUUGUAAAAAGUCCAGAGAGAUUUUCAUACAACAGAGCAUAUUGUUAGAACUAGAAGCUCCAUUAAAAAUUUGUGGCGAUAUACACGGCCAAUACUACGACUUACUAAGACUUUUCGAGUACGGCGGGUUCCCGCCAGAGUCAAAUUAUCUUUUCCUAGGAGACUAUGUUGACAGGGGCAAGCAAUCAAUAGAGACUAUAUGUCUCCUGUUUGCUUACAAAAUCAAAUAUCCAGAGAACUUUUUCAUUCUACGAGGUAAUCAUGAAGCAGCAAGUACAAAUAGAAUCUAUGGGUUCUAUGACGAGUGUAAACGACGGUAUAAUAUUCGAACCUGGAAAACGUUCACGGAUGUUUUCAACUGCCUCCCAGUAGCAGCAGUCAUAGACGAGAAGAUCUUUGCAAUGCACGGUGGUCUUUCCCCAGAUAUCCAUUCUAUGGACCAGAUUCGUCGUAUAAUGAGACCAACCGAUAUCCCUGAUGACGGGUUAUUAUGCGAUUUAUUAUGGGCUGAUCCGGAUAAAGAUGUCACCGGAUGGGGUGAGAAUGACAGGGGUGUUUCUUAUACUUUUGGAGUGGAUGUGGUCAAAAAAUUCCUUGAAAAACAUGAUUUAGAGCUGAUAUGUCGAGCACACCAAGUGGUUGAAGAUGGCUACGAGUUUUUUGCUAAACGUCAACUUGUUACAAUAUUCUCUGCUCCUAAUUACUGUGGGGAGUUUGACAAUGCUGGUGCUAUGAUGAGUCUGGAUGAGAACCUGACUUGCUCAUUCCAGAUCCUUCGGCCAGCAGAAAAGGGACUUUCAAGAGGAAAAGGACCUUUUGAAGGACGUCGCAAGAAGAAGAGUAGGGACUCCGAUUGGUAA
This is a messenger RNA of Sugiyamaella lignohabitans, 975 nucleotides long. RefSeq names its product type 1 serine/threonine-protein phosphatase catalytic subunit GLC7 (gene GLC7). NCBI's taxonomy places the organism in Eukaryota, Fungi, Ascomycota, Dipodascomycetes, Dipodascales, Trichomonascaceae. The transcript has a single exon. Gene Ontology annotation, cellular component: nucleus; cytoplasm. Gene Ontology annotation, molecular function: protein serine/threonine phosphatase activity. The record is from RefSeq and is a predicted model, not a curated record. The coding region runs from base 1 to 975 and encodes 324 amino acids.